Messenger RNA from Penicillium coprophilum, 1089 nucleotides. Its product is annotated as CaiB/BaiF CoA transferase family protein. NCBI's taxonomy places the organism in Eukaryota, Fungi, Ascomycota, Eurotiomycetes, Eurotiales, Aspergillaceae. The record is from RefSeq and is a predicted model, not a curated record. Gene Ontology annotation, molecular function: catalytic activity. The transcript is spliced from 3 exons. Bases 1 to 1089 code for a protein of 362 amino acids.
AUGUUACCAUUGAAAGGAAUUAAGGUCAUAGAGCUAGCUGGUCUAGCUCCAGGCCCAUUCGCAGGCCUUCUCCUAGCCGAUUAUGGAGCUUCAGUCCUCCGUAUAGACCGACCCAACUCUAUAAGCAGUGAUCAAUUAACUCGCAACAAAACCUCCAUAACUCUCGACCUCCGCGACAAAACAUCCCUAAGCAUCCUACUCCGCCUGCUCACAACUGCCGACAUCCUAAUCGACCCAUUCCGCCCAGGUGUUCUCGAACGUCUCGGUCUUUCCCCAACAGAAGUCCUCCAAAAACACAAUCCCCGUCUCAUAGUUGCCCGCAUGACCGGCUUUCGCCGCGACGGGAAAUACAAAGACAUGGCCGGCCACGACAUAAACUACAUCGCCGUCUCAGGCGUGCUGUCCAUGCUCGGCCGCGCAAAUGAAAAGCCCUAUGCCCCAGGUAACAUCCUCGGCGACUUCGCCGGCGGCGGCGCAGUCUGUUUCCAGGGAAUCCUACUUGCCCUUAUCUCCCGCUCCCAUACAGGUCGUGGCCAGGUCGUUGAGGCAAAUAUGGUGGAUGGUUCCGCUUAUCUUGCUACUUUCCCGCGGCUAGCGAGAACUACACCGGCGUGGACGCAGCCACGUGGUGAGAAUCUGCUCGAUAGUGGGUGUCCGUAUUAUGACACGUACGAAACUAAGGAUUCCGGGCGGUAUUUUGCCGUCGGGGCUUUGGAGCCGCAGUUCUAUGCGGCGUUCGUACGGGGAUUGGGAUUCGAGAUUGGGGAACUUCCGAAAAGAGAGGACCCGGAGCAGUGGCCGAAAUUGAGGGAGAUCUUUACCAGGAGGUUUAAGGAGCAGACGCGGGUGGAGUGGGAGGCUGUUUUUGAUGGCACGGAUGCUUGUGCGACGCCGGUCUUGGAGCAGGCGGAGCUUGAGGGGGAUGGCCCCGAUUCCGGCGGAUCAGGGGGCUGGUCCGGUGGGGGGCUUUUGCCUGGGGAAGGGGGUGUUGAUACGCUUAGGGAGUGGAUGGGGUGGGAACAAGGCAAGGACUUUGAUGUUAGGAAGGAUGGGGCUCUGGUGGGGAUGAAUGGGAAGUCAAAGAUUUGA